Molecule: messenger RNA, 1196 nt
Organism: Lolium perenne
Lineage: Eukaryota; Viridiplantae; Streptophyta; Magnoliopsida; Poales; Poaceae
Product: zinc finger protein ZAT5-like
Source: RefSeq, a predicted model, not a curated record
UCAGCAUCCAUCACCAACCUUGUAUCAUCGUCUCGUGUUCUCCUCCAUCCUCUUUUUUCUCACGCGUACCUACAGUCCUACACACUCUGUCAGCCAAUCGAUCGUGCUGAGAUCGAUGGGGGAGGACGAUGCCGGUGACCACGGCGAAGCGCGGCCGCCGGUCGUCGUCCGCAAGGGCAAGCGCAGCAAGCGGCAGCGCGUGCACGCCGUGCCUCCGGUUAUCGCCGAGGCCGAGUCGUCGAGCUCUGUCAAAGCGUGGCGGCGGUCGGGCGCUGAUCAGCAGGAGGAUGAGGACAUGGCGCUCUGCCUCAUGCUCCUCGCCCGCGGCGGCAAGUCCGGGCCGUCAUCGUCGCCGGUGGUGGUCGCCGCUGAGUCGACGGUGAAAGAAGGCAAGUUCCGGAGCCGGCGUCCGGCUGACGACUGCGCCGGGGAGUUCGUGUUCGAGUGCAGGACGUGCGGCAGAAGCUUCCCGUCCUUCCAGGCGCUCGGCGGCCACCGCACCAGCCACAAGAAGCCCCGCCUCCUCCUCCCUCCCACUCGACCUCUGACACCCGCCUCCACGCCGCUCUCGUCCUCCAAUCAGAAGCGGCGGCCGCCGGCCCUGCGGGAGGAGAAGGCGCCAUCCCCGUUGCUGUCACCGCGGUCACCGCAUGCACACGCCGACCCGACAGUGCUGGCGAUCCCGGCGAUCAGGGCCAUGAGCGGCGCGUCGAGGCAGCAGCAGCAGUGGAGGGUGCACGAGUGCAGCGUCUGCGGCGCGGAGUUCGCGUCCGGGCAGGCGCUCGGCGGGCACAUGCGCCGGCACCGCCCGCUCGUGCCAGCCUCGUUGGACAGCGACAUGGGGGCGGCGCCGGUGAUCAGCAGGAACGAGAGAAGCCUCCUGGAGCUGCUGGAUCUCAACAUGCCUGCGCCCUGCGACGAGGCCACGCACGAUCCCCGAGGCGACGUCGCGGACGAUUCUGUUCCCGGCGCCGGCGCCGGCGUUGCUGGACUGCCAUUACUAGCAAUCAAGCAACGGAUCGGUAAUUAGCUUCUCUGUUUUUCAUUAUUUUAAUACACAUACAUAGAUACAAAUACUCGUGCAUACUCUUUUUUCUCUUCUCCUUUUCUUUGUUUUUGUACUAAGUAAUGAUCGGAAAUUGGUGGUGUAAAAUUGAUUGUACAAAAGCCUGAAAUAUAUUGAUCCAUUCAUUGAA